UUUUUUUUUCCUGACAUUUGUGACACUUGUGUGUUUAUCAAAUAAUUAGUAGAAUUUAAGUAAAUUAUUAUAAACAAUAUCAACAACUUGUCAAUACAAAUGAAUUAUCAAAAGAACUUCAAAUAAUUCUAGCAAAAAAUAAUAUUGUCAAACGAAUGACAAGUUAAUUAUUUUUUCGAAGCAAGAAAAGUUAAAAAAAAAAAAAUACUGAUAAGGUAAAUGAAAUAUUAAUAAUGAUAAGAGAUAUCACACCAACAUCCUCUUAUAAUUUUAUAUAUUUUAGAAAAAAAGAAAUGACAUGUAUCAAACGUGAAUGUUGUUAUUCAAAUUAUUCAUUUGACAAGUUAGCCAUUGAAAAAAAUGACAACUAAUUGCUGAUAAAUAUCAAAAAUAAUUAUAAAUAAUUUACUAAACAAAAUCAGGAUUAGAAUAUCAAUCAAAAAAGCCAUAAAAUGUCAAAAACAGAUUACAAUAAACUUCAUCCAGAGGAUGUCAAAGACAAUCCACCAAUAAAAUUAUUAUGUUUUGAUUUGACAAAUUGCAAUGAUAAAUCUCGUUUUAUCUUGUGUUCAAUUGGAAUAUUUGUUUUUUAUAUUCUCUAUGGAUAUCUUCAGGAGCUAAUAUUUAGUCUGGAUGGAUUUAAACCUUAUAUUUGGUAUAUGACACUAAUACAAUUUGGAUACUACACAUUAUUUGGAUAUCUUGAAUGUAAAUUAAAAGGUAUAACACGAACAAUACCAUUAUCAACAUAUAUGUUUUUAGCAUUUUUAACAUUGGGAACAAUGGGUUUUUCAAAUUCAUCACUUGGCUAUCUCAAUUAUCCAACACAGGUAAUAUUUAAAAGCUGUAAAUUAAUACCAGUAUUACUUGGUGGUAUAUUAAUACAAAAAAAAAAAUAUGGUACAUUAGAUUUCAUUGCUGCUGGUUUACUUUGUAUUGGUCUUGCAAUGUUUACACUAGCUGAUAGUAUGAUAUCACCACGUUUCAGUAUUAAUGGUGUUAUUAUGAUAUCAUGUGCAUUAUUAUGUGAUGCUGCUAUUGGUAAUGUUCAAGAAAAAACAAUGAAACAAUAUAAAGCAACAAAUACUGAAGUUGUUUUGUGGUCUUACAGUAUUGGUUUUAUGUAUUUAUUUGUUAUAUUAUUAGUCACUGGAGAAAUGGAAAAAAGUAUUGCUUUUUGUUCAAAUUAUCCAUUGGAGACUUAUGGUUAUGGACUUUUAUUUUCAGUAAGUGGAUAUUUAGGAAUACAAAUUGUUUUGACAAUGGUACAAAGUAAUGGUGCAUUUGUUGCUGUUACUGUUACAACAUGCAGAAAAGCAAUAACAAUAUUACUUAGUUUUUUAUUUUUUUAUAAACCAUUUACAAUGCAAUAUUUGUGGUCAGGUAUUGUUGUUAUUUUAGGUAUUUAUUUAAAUAUAUUGAGCAAACAAAGAGGUAGUAAAUUUGAAUUAAAAAGUAUAUGGUUGUAUGUUAAACGAUGCUGGAUAAGACAUAAUCAAAUUCAACGACAAUUAAUGACAAGUGUGUAAUUUAACAAUGAGCAUAUUAAAUAUAUUAAUAAUAAUUUAGACAAUUCUUUAUUUUUUUUAUUUUAUCAUUUCCUUUUUGGAAUGGUAUUUUUUAUUUAUUCAAUUGAUGAUGAAUAUUACAUUAAAUAUUGAGCUAAUUCUAUUAUAAUCGACUAUAAAAAGAAGAAAAAAAA
Aphidius gifuensis is the source of this 1702-nucleotide messenger RNA. RefSeq names its product adenosine 3'-phospho 5'-phosphosulfate transporter 2 (gene Papst2). Gene Ontology annotation, molecular function: 3'-phosphoadenosine 5'-phosphosulfate transmembrane transporter activity. Bases 453 to 1529 code for a protein of 358 amino acids. Gene Ontology annotation, cellular component: Golgi membrane; endoplasmic reticulum membrane. Gene Ontology annotation, biological process: transmembrane transport. Lineage: Eukaryota; Metazoa; Arthropoda; Insecta; Hymenoptera; Braconidae. The record is from RefSeq and is a predicted model, not a curated record. The transcript has 4 exons.